GGUGCGCAAAUACGCACAGAUCUCCCCGGGACCGCUCGAAAAUGGGCAAUUGCAUCGUGCCUUACUGCGAUGGGCCCCAAAACACCAACGUCCGAUUUACUCUGCCGGCUGUGUGCUUUGUGUGGCAGAGCGCCAUGAUUAUCCUCUUCGGGGUUUUCGUGCGCUAUGAUGGAGAAUCAGACGCUCACUGGGUUGAACACAAAGCUAAAGAGAAUAUAACAUCUGACAUUGAGAAUGACUAUUACUUCAGAUAUCCAAGUUUUCAGGAUGUCCAUGUUAUGAUUUUUGUGGGCUUUGGAUUCCUCAUGACAUUUAUGAAGCGCUAUGGUUUCGGUGCUGUUGGUUUCAACUUCCUCAUUGGAGCGUUUGGGCUUCAGUGGGCACUGUUAAUGCAAGGCUGGUUUCACUCUCUGGACCCAGUUGAUGGCUUUAUCAAAAUUGGCGUUGAAAACAUAAUCAAUGCAGACUUUUGUGUGGCCGGCUGUUUGAUUGCCUAUGGAGCUGUGCUAGGAAAAGUCAGUCCUGUGCAGGUCAUGGUGUUGACCCUGUUUGGCAUUACCCUGUUUUCUGUAGAAGAAUUUAUCAUAAUUAGUCUCCUUCAUGCCAGAGAUUCUGGUGGUUCUAUGGUGAUUCAUGCAUUUGGAGGAUAUUAUGGACUAGCCAUCUCAUGGGUCCUCUAUCGGCCAAACUUGAAAGAAAGCAGUCAGCGCAACGGCUCAGUCUACCACUCGGAUUUGUUUGCUAUGAUUGGAACACUGUUCCUCUGGAUGUUCUGGCCCAGUUUUAAUUCUGCCAUUUCUGACCAUGGAGAUGGACAGCAUAGAGCAGCCAUUAACACCUAUCUGUCUUUGGCUGCCACUGUCCUUACCACCUUUGCCAUCUCCAGCCUGUUUCAGAAGCAUGGAAAACUGGACAUGGUACACAUCCAGAAUUCCACCCUGGCUGGUGGUGUUGCUGUAGGAACAGCUGCUGAGUUCAUGCUCAUGCCAUAUGGCUCUCUGAUUGUAGGAUUCUUCUGUGGUAUCAUCUCCACUCUGGGAUACAUUUAUGUCUCACCCUAUAUAGAGAAAAAGUUUAAGAUCCAGGACACAUGUGGUGUCCAUAACCUGCAUGCAGUGCCUGGUCUCCUAGGUGGAUUUGUGGGAGCCAUCACAGCUGCUGCUGCUACUGAAACUGUAUAUGGUGCAGAGGGGUUGAUAAACACAUUUGAUUUUGUGGGGUCAUACAAAAACAGGACUCCAGCUGUCCAAGGUGGCUACCAGGCAGCUGCAACGUGUGUUGCUGUGUGCGUUGGAAUAGGAGGUGGAAUAUUUGUGGGUCUGAUUUUGAGGAUGCCUAUCUGGGGGGCUGCGGCAGAUGAUCAAUGCUUUGAGGACGAGAUUUACUGGGAGGUGCCUGGGGAGGAGGAGCCUGUUCCACCUGUUCUAGAGUAUAACAAUCACACGGCAACCAACAAGAAUGCGGAUGUGAUGGAAUCACGCUUCACUGUGGAGCAGAGCUAAUCCUGGAAGCCCAACAUGCUGUCAGCCCUGACCCCACGAAUCCUGUGACCACACUUUCUUUCUCCAAAUAGCACCCUAGCCUGAUAUUUACUAUAUAAUUUGUUAUAAUGACCAUUUUGACCAUAAAUUCUAAGAUGUGUACCGAAAACCCCUUGUAUAUGAACCAUCUUCAUGUGCUAUUUAUAGCACACAUCACACACAGAUUUGAAAUACACUGAAAUGCAGCAAUGUUGGAAAGGGAGGUCUGAAAUGUUCUUUUUUACACAGAGGUGGGUCACAGCCAAAAGGAAGAGUUUUCAGUAUUUCUAACUUUCCUUCUUAUUAAGCAGUUUUAGAGGGAAAUUUCAAAUGUCUUGACUUGCAUACUGUCCCUUUUUUGUCUCGUUUUUCAUGGUAUUGAAUCUGAAUAUGUCCUUUUCAUGCUUAGAAUGAAAAGGAGACACUGGUGAGACAUUUCUUGUUUAUGUAUAGUAAACAGUAGCCAUGGAAAUAUUGAUAUAGAAUACAUUUAUAUAUUUAGAGUUACAGAACCAGAAAAGCUACCUAGUGGACUCUGUUUGACCUAGCUGUCAUUCAAAUGAUAAAAUCAUAAGUUAGAAGAAAUUCAGUAGAUGAAUGGUAUCAGAUUGUUUUAUCUAGUUUCAAGUAAGAGCAAGAUAGUUUUCCAGGCUAAAAUAAUGCAACAGAAUUAUAUAUUUGACAUUAUGCUAUUCCAAAUAUUUUUUGAAUGCUAAAAGAUGUGACAUGAUUACAACACCAGAAAUUUACAAAAUUACAUUUCCAAUACCUAUUUAAAUUUAUCCAUAUACCUUCCCUAUAGUUUAAUGUAAUUUAAGUUGAAUGAAUAAUCAAUUUAAUUUUAAGGUGAUGCCUAAUAAUUUAUGAGUUUAUUAUUCAUGUUCUAAUCACUAAACUGAUUUCUGUUUAAUAAUACACAUUUUGUAAAAUCUAUUUAAAAUCCAAAUCCAAUCUUUCUUACCUUUGUAUGAGUUUCUGCCCUCACUGCCCAUCCCUCUGGUUUUGUAAAUAAAAGUUCUUAUUGAAAUUUUGUAAUGAU
Hemibagrus wyckioides is the source of this 2559-nucleotide messenger RNA. RefSeq names its product Rh family, C glycoprotein b (gene rhcgb). The coding region runs from base 42 to 1502 and encodes 486 amino acids. Gene Ontology annotation, biological process: ammonium transmembrane transport; ammonium homeostasis. The transcript has 11 exons. Gene Ontology annotation, molecular function: ammonium channel activity. Gene Ontology annotation, cellular component: plasma membrane. The record is from RefSeq and is a predicted model, not a curated record. NCBI's taxonomy places the organism in Eukaryota, Metazoa, Chordata, Actinopteri, Siluriformes, Bagridae.